Messenger RNA from Lotus japonicus, 1374 nucleotides. RefSeq lists its product as uncharacterized. The coding region runs from base 571 to 1056 and encodes 161 amino acids. The transcript is spliced from 3 exons. NCBI's taxonomy places the organism in Eukaryota, Viridiplantae, Streptophyta, Magnoliopsida, Fabales, Fabaceae. The record is from RefSeq and is a predicted model, not a curated record.
CUUAGUCUGCACAACACCCAUCUACCUCCUCUAGAAGAUGCUAAGGCACCAAACAGAUAGAGUAACAUAAAAAACUCCCCUUUAAACUUGCUGCAGAUUCUCCAAAGACAACCAUAGAGCUUCAUCACGGUUGCAACCUCUGCUUUGGCCAGCUUGUUGGCCUCCUCGUUUGCCUCUCUGCAAAUGUGACUAAUCCCAAGAUAAUUUACCUGUUUCGCAAGGAGGUCAAUCUGAUUAAGACCAUUGAGAAGUCCACCCGGUUUUCUACCAGUUGAAACUGCCCACCCAACAGCCAUCGUUGAGUCACUCUCGAUGUAGACGUUACUUAGCAUUAAUUGAUGGCAGAAUAACAGGGCAUGGAGGAUAGCUUUAACCUCCGCUGUGAACGCCCACCCGUGUCCUACCCCUUUGGAGAAGUACCCCACCAUCACAUUAUCAUGGUUACGCACUACUCCUCCAAUUUCUGCCACAUUAAGUGUCCCUGCAACCCUUUUGAUUUAAGGUUAUCUAAUCAACAAAAUUAUCGUUCCGACCAUAAACUUGGACAAAAGACACACUUGUACUUCUGCAAUGUUCCCUAAGCGUUUUCAGGACCCCAAAUCAGGCUUUAUUCUUCUAAGUUCAAUGCGUGCCAAGAAAUACAUGAACAAAAUUGGGUUGGAAGGAGAAGAUUAUCACUUCUUCAAACAAGUUGGGAAGGCCUUACUUUGCACCUAUGCCAUACUUGGGGCUCUGUGGCUCUCCAAUGAGAAUUCAACAAUGGACUGGGGGAAACUGAAGCCAUGGCCGAAAGAAGAGCUUGUGCAAGACCAAUUGUCCCGGAUCCGGGAAUUCCUGCAUUUGGGUGAUAAAGGACCGGAGGAGUUCACUGACAAGGGACUGAUGAUCGGAGCUACCAGUGGUCUGAAAGGGGUGGAUGAGAGUGAUAAGGACGCGGAGAAUAACCAGAAGGAACUGCAGAGCAAGAAGUUUGAUCAGGAAGCUCAGAACCUGUGGUUGAAGAUGAGGAAUGAGGUCAUUGCUGAACUUAAAGAGAAGGGCUUUGAUGUGGAAUGACUGCAUAGGACUACCAAUGUCACUCCCAUGAUACAGGAAUUGGUUAGGUGGCUAUAGACUAUAGUAGUACACAAGGAAACUUAUGCGCAUGAUACAUGGUGAAUAAGGAAGCAGGAAAGCGGCAUUUUCACUGAAUGAUGAGAAAAGGGAAAUGAUCACUCUGCUCUUCUUUGUUAGUGCUUAUUACUCAUGUGUUUGCUCCAGGAAUUUCCCUUGCUUCAUUAGGCUUAUUGUAGCUUUCUUAUUUUCAUCUAUGCAAUAUUCAAGCAAUAGGAGUGGAACAAAUUUGUCUAGUAGAAAAUUGUUGUUUUACUUGUA